AAAGUAAAUCUAAUUUUCUUUGUAUUAUUACACUGCUUCAUUUAGAUUUGUGAUAAUUUUUCGUUUGUGUUAACGCCGUACGAUUCAACGAAACAUACUGGAAAUACAAAACCGACAUUUAUUUUGAGACAUGGCUGUUUUUGAAAACUGUUCUGUGCUGUUGGAACUGAAAAAUUUGCCUUUCAAAGAAAAGAAAAAUGUGAGGCUGGCAGUGACCGAGAAUGGAGGGAGUCUUUCCUUUGUGGUCAAUAAACAGAGCUCUUUCGUUGUGACGACCGAUGUGUCCAGUCUGAGCUCCAAUAGGCUGCAUAGCAUCCAGAAGUAUCAAACUCCUGUGGUUGGGGUGGAUUAUGUUCAUCGCUGUGUGGAGUUGGGUGUUCUGCUGCCUGUGGAGGAGUACAAGCUAAGUACUUCCUCAGCUUGCCCAACCACAUCUACAAAGAGUAUUCCACUUUCAUAUCAAGUUUUCCACCUGUCCAAAGGUCAGGCCAAGCCUGUCAGUUUACUAAAGAAAGCAGAGAUUCAGGAGGAGCGUGGAAACAUCCUGGCAAAAUUCAGAAUAUACACUGAAAAUGAUCAUGAUCUUCCAUGGUAUCCAGAUGAUUUUCAAGUGGCCAAGUACAACAUCUUUGAAAAGCUAAACAGCAGUGCUUGGUGCGUGCUGGAGCUGCAGAGCUUCAAAGGAGAGGAGAUGCAGUAUCGUGUGGUCAGAUACUGGAAGGAUAAUGUUGGAUCUGAGGAAGCAGCAGUGAGGGACAUUUUGAUGUUUUUGUCCACCUCAGAGGAUGCUCUAGAGGUUUACGAGGCACUAACCGACAACCAGAAGGCUGCAGGUUUGCAGCAAAAGAACAGCCUCCCUCAGGCUGCUUUGAAGUUGGGCUCCGCCCCCCUCCAGCAGCUGCUGCUCGAAGAGAAGCUGAACACGGCAAGUUUAUCAAAGGAAGUCGCCAUGUUUGUGGAGCUGCUUUGGGGAGAGGCCAUCGAUUGUCUUGAUGACGAUUUCACUGAAAAUUUACUGGAAAAGUUCAGCAUCAAUGAUGUGACCAGGGCUGAGGGCUUGUUGCUUCAGGCACAGAGGAAGAUGCAGGAGGCAAAUAAUGUGGAGGCGUUUUCUCUCCUCAAGGAGGUUUACAUGCUGUUACACAUUCCAGCACCCUGCCCACCCCCCAGUGCCAAGCUCAUCUCCCAGAAACUAGACCAUUGUCAGUUACUAAGAGAUGUCUGGAAUGUGGGUGAAAUCGUUUUGCAAAACGGCUCCUUUUCCACUGUGGGGAUGUACCGUGCUCUAAGGUGCGGCAUUGAAGCAGUUCCUCCUGCAGGUUCUGAGUUUCAAGCUGUGGCUGCUCUGCUACAGGACAGUAAAGUACAAAUUCGGCAGGUUCUACGUGUGAGUAGAGGAGUGGAGCUUCAGACAUUUAACAGCAAACUUGGAAAUGUGAAACCGCUUCUUCACUCAUCUACUCCAAGCAACUUAGGAAUCCUGUCUCGUGGCUUACUACUGCCCCAUGUUGGUGUGAAGCAUCAUGGGAUAGAGAGAACAGAUGUUGGGAUGCUCGGCAGUGGAAUCUACUUUAGUAAUUCAAUGAGAACCAGUUUGAAAUACUCCAAGCCCAGUGAGACAGAUGGCUCUCGGCUGCUUUUGGUGUGUGAUGUGGCUUUGGGUCAAUGCAAAAAUGUUAACAAAAAGGACCCGACACUGACCCAGGCCCCUGAGGGAUACCACAGUGUGCACGGGCGCUGUAGCACCCCCAGAAUUCACACUGAUUUUGAGGAUGAUGAGUUUGUGGUCUACAGUCCUGAUCAGGUGAAGCUAAAAUACGUUGUUCAGUUCAGCGUCGAUGGCGACGAGUUGAGGGAGUUUAACCGUAGUAUGGACACACCCGUGGAGCUGUUUGCACCUUCUUCUGGUGAAGUGCUCUCUUCUAAUGAGGAUGGUGUUGAAACCAGUAAGGACCCUCUGGAUGAUGUGGCGGCUGGACUGAUGGACAGCUCCGGACAGCAGCUCCCGUUGCAGGCUGUCAAUAAGUGUAAACUGAUGGAUAUGCUUUCUCAGGUCAUCAUCUUCCAAAAAUACACCAAUCUGAGCUCUGUUCCCAUUGAGGCAAAGUAUGUAUUCCCAUUGGAUGAUUCUGCAGCAGUGUGUGGCUUUGAAGCCUUCAUCAAUGGGAAACAUGUGGUGGGACAGGUGGAGGAGAAAGAAAAGGCCCGGAAGGAGUACAAGAAGGCUAUAGAAGGUCAUGGAGCUUACCUCAUGGACCAGGAUGCCCCUGACGUCUUCACGAUCAGUGUGGGCAACCUGCCUCCUGCUGCAACUGUCCUCAUUAAAGUCACCUUUGUGUCCGAGCUUAUCAUCAAGGAUGGGAGUGUUUUCUUCUUCCUGCCUGGGAGUGUGGCUCCAUGGCAGCAAAGCGCAGCCCUCAACCAGACCACCCAGGUCACUGUGGAAAAGGUACGUGUGACUGAUCAGGGAGAAAGUACGAGAGAAUUCACUCUGGACAUGUCCAUUGAGAUGCCCUAUGAGAUCACAAACCUGCAGUGCAUCACUCACAAAAUCAAGAUGAAGAGGACGGACUGUAAGGCGGUUGUGAGUGUGCUUCCUGGAGAGGUCUUGGGUCCAGAUGGUUUCCAGCUGUCAAUCACUCUCUCUGAGAUCCACCUACCAAGAAUGUGGGUGGAGAAUCAUCCUGACAGAGACAGCCAGGCCUGUAUGCUAGUUUUCUAUCCAGAGUUUGACAUCACUUCCAAAUCGACGUCUGAUGAAGUUGUCUUUUUAUUGGACGCUUCUGGAUCCAUGUGCAAAGAGACUCUCCGCGACGCUCGCAGAAUCGCCCUACAAGUCCUGAAGACCCUCGAUCGCAACCUCAGAGUCAAUGUUAUCAUCUUCAGCACAGAUCACACAGAAGCUUUUGUGAAAGCAGAACCGCUUGUCACAUCUUUUCAGGCAGCUGAAAACUUCAUCAAGUCGUCCCCUCUAGUACGAGCCAACACUGAGCUGUGGCGCCCCCUGCGAGCUCUCAGCCUUCUGCCGCCGUCUCGUGGCAUCCGUAACUUGUUGCUGCUGUCAGAUGGUCACAUCCAGAACGCUGAGCUCACACUCCAGCUGCUCAGAGACGGCGUCCAGCACACACGCCUCUUCACCUGCGGCCUCAGCCCAACAGCCAAUCGGCACAUGCUGAGAGCCCUUGCCCAGGGGGGCGGAGCCUAUGAAUUCUUUGACACAAAAACCAAACACAACUGGGUCGAAAAGGCAAACGUUUCUCCCUGGUUGAGCGAUCCACCAGCAGUGCAACAGGUGACUCUGGACGAACCUCGGCAGUGGGGACAGGCAGUUGCUCUGGAGGCUCACCUGAAGGAAUAUCGCCUACUUGAGUCGGAGCUACAGCUCACAUCAGGCAGUACUAAGUCCAAAACGGAUCAGAGCCACUGUGACAUCAUCAACUCUGCAGGUUUGGACUACCCCCUCUGCCAGCCCAUUAGAGGAGGAAUGGAACAGUGCCGACUUCACAGGCUGAAUGCCAUUUUGUUUCAGAGACUCCUGGCCACCACAGAUAAGAUCAAGCCAGACCCUUCAUCUUCAUUAUGCCCAUAUGUGUUUGAUGCAGCAGUUUUAGCAUUCAAUAACUCGGGCUCCCCAGAGCACGCAACCAUCCCUUGCACUCGGCUCCAUUCUCCGCUGAUAGUAAGGGUUGAAGCAGGCGUCAUCCGGUCAUCCUUUAAGGAUGUAUGCAUGGACUUGUGA
This is a messenger RNA of Thalassophryne amazonica, 3739 nucleotides long. Its product is annotated as protein mono-ADP-ribosyltransferase PARP4-like. Lineage: Eukaryota; Metazoa; Chordata; Actinopteri; Batrachoidiformes; Batrachoididae. Gene Ontology annotation, molecular function: NAD+ poly-ADP-ribosyltransferase activity. The record is from RefSeq and is a predicted model, not a curated record.